Molecule: messenger RNA, 2565 nt
Organism: Ipomoea nil (Japanese morning glory)
Lineage: Eukaryota; Viridiplantae; Streptophyta; Magnoliopsida; Solanales; Convolvulaceae
Product: biotin--protein ligase 1, chloroplastic-like
Exons: 10
Coding region: 1046-2266 (406 amino acids)
Biological process (GO): protein modification process
Cellular component (GO): cytoplasm
Molecular function (GO): biotin--[biotin carboxyl-carrier protein] ligase activity
Source: RefSeq, a predicted model, not a curated record
AGUGUUAGAUAUAAUGUUUACUUCUGCUAAAAGUUGUUACAGUUUACUAGUGAUUAGUAAAGUAGUAAACUAGUAAUACUAAUGUAAUAUGAGCCUACUAGUAAUUAAUUGUAGAUUUGUAAUAGAGUAAAUACCAGCCAAGGUCCCUUGAGUUUGGUGGUUUCACCACUUAUAGUCCCUAACUUCCGUAAUUACCAUCUGUGGUCCUUCGAGUUGCGAAAACUGACCUGCUACCAUCCUCUCGUUAGUUUCUGCCGUCUAAGCCGUCAAAAGCAGGGGUAGAACGGUCAUUUGACAUAUAUAACUCUACAGUGGUCAUUUUCAGCCAUGGGAGGGUUAUCAAUCCCUCCCCUUGCCGUCGGAUAAACCAAAUCCCAAACCUUGGUAUGCUUUGCUCACCGCCCUUAGUCCAAGAAGAUAACAUAAUAGUGCUUUUUUUGGAUCUUCAUCUUCACCACCCAAGAAUGCUUUGCUUUUAAUCCGGUGUAGAUCUGCUCCAUAUAGAUCUUCAUCGCGCGCUGGCUUGUAGGUUCUGGGGUUCGUCAUUAUGCCCCCCACAAAAACAGAUGAUUCCGGGAUUGAAUCCAAGCAUCUGCCGAAAAGCUCACUUCUUCACCAGAUUGUGGAAACGCAAAACCUGUGAAAUUAGGGAGGAGACAAGAAAGUGAAGAUUUUGAGAGCUCAAAUGGUGAAAAAUGCAGAGAAAAAAAGUCAAGAACCCGAUAAUAAAGUCCACACAUUGUUGCUCAUAAGGUGCAAAUCUGAACCAGCAAGAACAUGGGAAAGACUCGUUCCAAAUGCUGGUUUCUGGAGACUAAGAAGAUUUGCCGUGUGCCCGAGCCCCAGCCUCAUUGAUAGACAUCAUAAUUAUGAAUUUCUUUUUGUUUAUAUUGACUGGGUAUAAUUUUUUUUUUUUUUUUGUAUUUACUCUUUAGUUUAAUUAUCUUGUAUUUUGAAUAUUGUGUAUCUAUAUACCCGCAAAAAUUGGAAGGAGAUUCCAAUGCCCGAAGUGGAGCGCCCCGCUAAUAAGUAAUGGGAGUAAAACAUGACACCAUUUACUCUCUCCCUUGAGCUGAAGCGGACUAUACAAAGCUUGAUGAUAUUGAUUAGCCGCUCUCUACUCUCUCACCAUCGAUCCUCCUCCUGCUUUCGCUCUCUUCCUCAGCUUGCAUCUUCUUCUCACUUGGCUUUCCCCACUUCUUCCCCUACACCCUGUAAACACCUUUUCUCUCUUUCUCCCCUCUAUGUAUACAUGUGCGUAUAUAUGGAAUCAGAAUCAUCGGCGCCUUCACUUUUGGUGUUAUGCGGGAAAUCUGCACCUGAGAAUGAAUUGGCCAAGUCAUUGAAGAAUAACAAUGCUAUGAAAUUCCUUGGGGACGAUCAAUUCGAAGUUGUUUUGCAUCCGGAGGUCGAAGAUAGCCUCGGAAACGAAGGGUUUCGCAUUAGAGAUUACUUUAAAUCCCUUUUGACGAUAAGCCUCGGGAGGUUCCUUGUUUACUCUCCUAGAUUGCCUUCAACACAGGACGUCGUUGCACGAAAUUUCUGUGAGCUGCCAGUUGGUGCAGUGUGUGUCGCUGAUGUGCAAUUCAAGGGGCGAGGUCGUUCAAUGAAUGUGUGGGAAUCACCAAAGGGAUCCCUUCUAUUUUCCUUUACCUUACAAAUGGAAGAUGGACGAAUGGUGCCACAUGUUCAGUACGUAGUCAGUCUUGCCAUGACAGAUGCUAUUAAUGAUCUCUGCAAGCAAUAUGGUAUACCACAUCUUGAUGUAAGAAUAAAGUGGCCAAAUGAUUUAUAUUUAGGUGGCCUUAAGGUUGGUGGCAUUUUGUGCACUUCAACAUAUAAGUCACAGAAGUUUAAUAUCAGUGCUGGAAUAGGCAUAAAUGUAGAUAAUGAAAAGCCCACAACAUGCUUGAAUACUGUUCUGCAGAAAUCAACUUCUGUUCCAAACAUAUUUAAAAGGGAAGAUAUAAUGGCAGCCUUUUUCAAUAAGUUUGAGACCUUCAUUGAUGUUUUCUUUAAUCAAGGAUUUCAGCCUCUUGAGGAGUUGUACUACAAGACUUGGCUCCACAGUGGACAACGAGUUAUUGUACAGGAGAAAACUGAAAACCAGGAUCAGUUUGUAGAGAAUGUAGUGACCAUUCAGGGCUUAUCAUCCUCAGGUUACUUGUUAGCCAUAACUGAUGAUGGUCAAACAUGUGAACUUCAUCCCGAUGGCAACAGUUUCGACUUCUUCAAGGGACUUGUGAGAAGGAAAUUAAGUCAAUAAAGAUCUUCCCUGUGUCCAUGAACUUAGCCUUAUACCCUUACUGCUGAAUGAGAUCUAGUCUCCCUUAUCCUGGUUAAGCUUCAUCAAAGUUUUAUAAUUUGUUUUAUAAUUUGCUGAACAGUGGAAACAGAACUUCAAUAUUUGUAUUUGAUUUUUAUUAUUUAUUUAUUUAUUUAUUUAUUUAUUUAUUUAUUUUGGUUAGACUUUGUAGUCUAGUGACCUGAGGAUAUGGAUUAACCCCCACUCUCUUGGGAUGUACUAAAAAGAAUCUGAAUAUAUUUUCUAGCCUUGAGCAUGGU